This is a messenger RNA of Marmota monax (woodchuck), 6275 nucleotides long. Its product is annotated as ankyrin repeat domain-containing protein SOWAHA-like. NCBI's taxonomy places the organism in Eukaryota, Metazoa, Chordata, Mammalia, Rodentia, Sciuridae. The record is from RefSeq and is a predicted model, not a curated record. Bases 420 to 2120 code for a protein of 566 amino acids. The transcript has a single exon. Gene Ontology annotation, molecular function: protein binding.
UGGGGUGGGGGGGAAGGUGGACAAUUUCCGCUCCCCCAUUCCCUCCGCGGUGCCAGUGGCAGCUGUCACCUGUAAGGCGAGCACCGCGCACGGGGCAUGGAGCCCGGCGCCCAUUGGACAGAACAUAAAGACAGAAAUCCAGCCCUGAGGCUGGGGGUCCGGCGGGGCGCUGGCGGGGGCCCCUCGCCGCGGCCCCCUGUGCCCUCCGCCGGGAGACAUCCUGGCCCCACGGCGCAGGCGUGACCGAGCUCCUUCUUCGGGGACAAUCACCAGGUGAGCCAGCCGCGGCGGACUUCACUCCCGGAAACCCGGAUCCCGCGUGUCCCGGGAAGCGCCGCGGCGUCCACCUGCCCCGCCGCGGGGACCCGGGACCCGGGGGAGGCGGCUGCCGCGCCUUCCCUCCGCGGCUGGGCCGGACCAUGGCGCUGGCCGCUGCCGCUGCCGCUGCGGCCGCCGCUGCCGGGGUGAGCCAGGCGGCAGUGCUGGGCUUCCUGCAGGAGCGCGGCGGGAAGGUGCGCAACUCGGAGCUGCUGAGCCGCUUCAAGCCGCUGCUGGAUGCCGGCGACCCGCGCGGCCGCGCAGCCCGCAGGGACCGCUUCAAGCAAUUCGUCAACGACGUGGCGGUGGUGAAGGAGCUGGACGGCGUCAAGUUCGUGGUGCUGAGGAAGAAGCCUCGGCCCUCGGAGGGACCAGAGCCCCUGGCCCCCUGCAUCCCUGGGGCACCAACCCCUCCGUCGAAGGCCACUUCCGUCUCGCUAGGGGAGAACUCUGGCCCGGGAGCUGCGCACUCGGCCUCGGCGCAGCCGUCCAUAGAAUCACCGGAGGACCUGGCCCCGCCAUCAGAGCUCCGGGACACCCCCGGGGAUCCGGCCUCUGAACCCACCCAGCCCACUGGGGUGCCGUUGUUAGGCUCGGCCCAGCACCCCGAGGAUCCCGCGGACCCCCGGGUUCCAGCCUUUGAGCUAGCUCUGUCCUCAGAGGGAUCCUCCGCGGAGGUGGCCUCGCCGGUUAGCACGCCGUCGGAGGAAACCUCUCCCGGCGCAGAGCCACCAGACCUGGAACCCGGGGCCGCGAAAGGGCCGCCGCCACCCGCUCCGCGCGCGCCGCCUCCGAAGCCCUGCAUGCUGCCGGUACGCUGCGUCCUGGGCCCCGCCACGCUCCGGGUCCGAGCAGAGGAGCAAGGCCUGCGCCGGCAGCUGUCUGAGGAGCCCAGCCCUCGGAGCUCCCCGCUGCUCCUGAGGCGGCUCUCAGUUGAGGAGUCGGGCCUGGGCCUCCACUUGGGACCCGGUCGUUCCCCGCACCUAAGGCGCCUGUCGCGCAGUGGCCCGCGUCUGCUGAGCCCUGACACCGAGGAGAUGCCCACCGCGCCGCCGCCGUCCGCCGUGCCCCUGGAGCCUACUGAGCACGAGUGGCUAGUGCGGGCGGCCACUGGCCGCUGGACCCACCAGCUUCACGGGCUGCUACUGCGGGACCGCGGCCUAGCUGCCAAGCGCGACUUUAUAUCUGGCUUCACGGCCCUACAUUGGGCCGCCAAGAGCGGCGACCGUGAGAUGGCGCUGCAGCUGGUGGAGGUCGCGCGUCGUGGUGGCGCGCCAAUCGACGUGAACGCGCGCUCGCAUGGCGGCUACACACCGCUGCACCUAGCCGCUCUGCACGGCCACGAGGACGCCGCCGUGCUGUUGGUGGUGCGUCUGGGUGCUCAAGUGCACGUCCGUGACCACAGCGGACGUCGAGCCUACCAGUAUCUGCGUCCUGGCUCCUCUUAUGCGGUGCGACGCCUGCUUGGUGACCCAGGCCUGCGAGGAGCGACGGAGCCAGAUGCUACCAGUGGUGGAAGUGGUAGCCUUGCUACCCGGCAUCCAGUGCAAGUGGCCGCCACGAUCCUCAGUUCCACCACCAGCGCGUUUCUGGGUGUCCUGGCCGACGAUCUGAUGCUCCAGGACCUGGCCCGUGGCUUGAAGAAGUCGAGCUCUUUCAGCAAGUUCUUGGGCGCCUCGCCCAUGGCUCCGCGUAAAAAGACAAAGAUCCGUGGUGGCCUGCCAGCUUUCUCAGAAGUCUCUCGUGGACCCGCACCGGGGCCUUUAGCUGGUUUGGUGCCCAGUCUGCCCCCGGAAACCUGAAGAUCCAUGGGGCUAUGGCCUGGUUGGUCUAUCUAGGCUCGCCUCAUAGUCUAAGUCUGCUCAAGAAUGGGGCUCAACACUUGUUUCCAACUUUGUCCACUGCAGCCUGUUUUAUCCUUAUGGGCCUGCACUUCCAGCCUCUGUUUGAAACCUGAUCUGUCUGAUUGAGAUCUCAGUGAAAGGCUCCUAUGAAGAAACCAGCCUUCAGUCCUGAACUCUGGAGGAGACUUAAAAUUUAGGGUCAAAGGUUAAGGGGCAGCAGCUGGUCUGGCCCCUGAAUGAGCUAACCAGAUGCCUCUGAGUCUACACACUCCCAAGCCAGAACUAGAGCAAGGGUCUCUUUGAAUGUUCAAAGAUGUUGGGUUAUUUGUCAACUUUAAGAUAUGUAGUGGUUUUGUAAUUUGAUGCUUUUAUUCUGUUUUUAAAUUGAAAUGAGGUAAAGCAACUUUCAUAAUAACCUUUUAAAACUAUAUUUUUCCAUUUUUAGGCAAAGAGCUUAGACAUUUUCAAUCUUUUGCUAAAUAUUUUGGAAUUCCAUUUUAAAACAAAUAGAAUGCUCAAGAUCUAAAGGAAAUUAGUCCCAACCAAGAAAACUCUUAAAAGUUCAUCUACCUCAUUUUAGUCAAUCAUGAUUCUGGGGAGUCUUGAACACAGAAUAACUAUUGUGACCCAUAUGAAUGUAACUAAUUGCAGUUGUACUGUGAAUGCUAAAUAUUAAGAAACCAGUGCAUCUUGGGAGUAAACAUGAUUUAACAAAGAUAGAAAAGAGACAUUUUGGGAAUACUUAUGGUGAAAUGUAAAUGUAUGUUUGGCACUCAAAGGUGGCUAUUCUGAUUUGGCAUGAAUAUUUAGUUUUCUUAAAUUGUGAUCUCUUUGUGAAUUAUGCCUUAGUGCCACAUUUGUGAAUCUGUGAUUUUCACACCUUGCUAAGCCUUUCAGUGCAAUGGGUGAAUAUUCAAAGGAAAAAAAGUUAUAACAUCAUACCAGAAAAACAACUGAUUAAAUAGUAAUUGAUACAAUUAAGGAGUAACUCUUUUACUUGAAAAUCCUGAAUAAGCAAAAAGUAUGUGGUAUCUAUUUUUUUAAAAAAAAUUGAAAGUAGACAAUUUAUUCUAAAAUAACAUAUGUAGAAGAAUCUUUGCUCAGUGACAUUGAACUGAGAACUUAACUUCUCUAGACCUUUGUUUCAAUCAUAAAUUGAGAAGGCUUGUAGAUAUCGCCAAGAUUUCCCAGGUUUGGCACAGGAUAAUUAUAAGGGUACAUUUUCUAUUUCAAAGAUGUCAAAUCUAUUUGCUCAGUCAACUUUUUUAUUUCAUAUCGUGAUAAUGGUCUGCUUUUGCAAAUUAUGUUUGCAUGUCAUUAGUUAUAUCAAAUGAUUUUUGUGGCAGAGAGUAGUAGGGCUUUCCCUCUUCUUCAGUAUAUAUCAGUGAGGCCGUUGAAGUUAUUUAAGGCAAUCAUUCAUGGAAUGUUUUGAUUUAAGCAACAAAAUAAACAGACAGCAUUUAAAAAAAAAAAAAGAAAGAAAGAAACACUCCAAAUGUAUCACCUGGUAUAAGUGUAAUUAAUUUAGAACAUUUGUUGAGUUCUUUCAUACCUCUUUAGGAAUCAAAUUUUAAUUAAUGACCAAGCACAAAUCUUAAGUAUAGUUAUUGUUUAGUUUAAAUGAUCAUCAUAAAAUAAGUAAGAUCAUAAAUACCAAACCAUACACUUUCCUAAUGAUCUGACAGUAGAAAUUAUCUAAUAUUAACCAAAUCAUUGGUGGGAUCAGUGGUUAUCCUCUCAUAUUAUCAGAUAAGUUUCUUCAAAUUCAUUCUGAAUAUAGAAUAUUUGUGGUCUGUAAUAUAGAGAAAUUUGAAUUCAAUUAAUUUCUUUUCAAAUUCAAUGCAUUAUUAGUUCACUGUAUUAUAGCAUGGAAUAAGAUACACAUGAAAUCAAUGAGAGAGAGAGAGUCAAAGAGAAGGGAAUUAUCACACUGAUAUGGUCAUCAUCGCUCAAACUGGAGUCCAAGAAUAAGUGGAAGCUCAACAGAGCUUUGGAGAACUACAAAUUAUACAAGAAUAAGUAAGUAUAUACAACAAAUAGCACAUUAAAAUAUCAGAGUAUAUAAAGUUUUCUAAUACAUACUCUUAUAAUUAAUAUAAAUAAAUGUAUUUUAUAAUUAUUUUACACAAUAGUUUGUAUUCUCAUUAAGUAUAUACAUUCUUUUCAUUCAGAUGCUGAUCUAAAAUGUUUUAAACAGUUUUCACAUAUUAUGGUACAGUUUUCUCAUUUCUUUCUCCAAGAUUUUAUAUUUGGGAGUUCAUUCCAGUCAAUAGAUCAUUAAAGGAAAAACUUUGAACUUGUAUAGUGCUCAUAACCAUUGGGCUGUGCCUUACAAUCUUCACAAAGGUACUAAUAUCUGGAAAAACUUUGGUAAAAAAAUGACUUUUUUGUUUGUUAAUAAUGCAGUGCAAAAAGAUAUUUAAAAUAUUUGUAAUUACAUAAACAUAUUUUCUUUGGAAUUACUCUUUCUUUGUUUUAGUAACAUCAAAUUAGAAAUACCAAUUAAGUGUAAGUUAAUAUUGCUACAUCUUCACUCUCAAGCGUGACAUUGCAGUUGAGGUUCAGUAAAUUGAUAUCUUUCAAAUUAAUGUUAUAAACAUGAAAUUAUUCAUUUUGUAAUUUGUAUUUACUUGAAAAUUUGCUUGGAAGGUAUAUUUGUGUGAGAGUAUAAGCAUUAGGAUCUAUUCUUGGUUGUGUUAGGGGUCAGUCAUGAGCACGUGAGUAGACAUACACAUCAAAGACAAUCAGUCCAUAGAUCACAGGAUUCGGGAUAACAGAAAAUUUUGUCAAAGCAGACAAGCAUUAGGAAAAUGGAAAAUGGUAUUUCCAACCUCCUUAGAGAGUCAAUUAUAAUACAUUACAGGAAGUAUUGUUUCAAGAUCUCAUUAUCAGGCCCUCAUAACUCUCUUUGUUGUGACAGAUCAUCACCAAAAACUGGUUACAGUCACCUUUCAACCAUCAGGACCCAAAGAUUUUCUGAAGUCUCUACAAAGGGUAACAAACCACUUAAUGUAGUAUGAAAAACUGAAGUAAGAUGAAAGGGACCCAAAUCCCUUAAAAAACCUGGAGUCUGUAAUAGCUACCCUAUUCUCUCAUGAGAAGGCCUAUCCUGUGUAUCCCUAGUCUGUUUCUAAUUAACUUCCACCUACUACUUUGUGCAACACACAUAAAUCCUUUCUAUUGGGAUUGCCAAGAACUGGCCCUACCAAUGCUGAAGUUACUUGGGGUCCAUGGGUCUUCUCUUCAAGAGUUAGGUGUAUAAUUUAAAGACUAAGGCAAUGCUGGGCACAGUGGGACAUGCCUGUAAUCCCAGUGAUUUGGGAGGCUGAGACAGGAGGAUCUCAAGUUCUAAGCCAGCCACAACAACUUAGCAAGGCCCUAAGUAACUCAGUGAGAUCCUAUCUCUAAAUAAAAUAUAAAAAUGGGCUGUGGCCGCCCCUGGGUUGAGUUCAAUUCCUGGUACCAAAAAGACUAAGGCAACAAUUAGAGGGCAUAUGAAUUUGAUACUUAAGUUUCUAUGUUUUACUUAAGUAUAAAGAACAGUGCUGUGAAUGAUAGGAAGAAGGAUUUUCCUUUCUAUAUUUUAUAAAUUGCUAUGAAGCAUCAAGUGUAAAAUCAAGCUAUAGAUAAAUGUUCUUUGAAUUUAUGAAUUUCAAAUUACAAAUUUCAACCAUACCAUUAAAAAUAUUCAAUACAGUGGGUAUUGCUCUUGUUUUCCAAUUUAUCUAAAGAUAUAGGAGAAGCAAAAGCUCAAUACAAUAGGAAUGACUUUAUAAACUGGAAACAUUUGCCAAUGGUUCAAAAAAUAUGUGGUGAUAUUUCAAAAAUCAAGUGAAAAUUCCAAGUUGGUUUUACUCCAAGUAGAAUUAAAAAGAAAAUCCCAUUUAUCUAAAAUCAAAAUUGUUUUCUUUUGAAAAUGACAUAAGUAUAAAAAUGCAAAUAUGUUUUCAUCCCUAUCCAAAACUCAAAUUAAAAUCACUUGCUGGUUGUCCUCAAUCAUCUACCUUUUCCUUCUAAUCUCAAAAAUGAGUUUUACAGAGAUUAUAAUUUUAUAAGAAAUAUCUAAAAAUACAUUAAAACUUUGACUUGAAAAUAAAGUUGUUGAAUGUAAAA